ACAGGAGGAGCUGCAGCUGACAGAUGCACCAAGAUGAAGUGGAAGCCGCUUGUGGUUGCCGCGCUGCUGACCGUCGCGGUCGCUUAUUACAUCUACCAACCGCUGCCGGACGCCAUCGAGAAGCCCUGGAAGCUGAUGAUGCUGGACGCGACGUUCAGGACCAUGAUGCACCUGGGAUUCUUAAAGGAAUGGCUGGACCUGGGUCAUUCCAUCAGCUCUGUCAAGAGUUCGUUGGAGAGCUUUGAGGGGUUCAUGACCGUGGACUCCAGGGGAGGAGUCAUCCCAGGGGUCAAAUUCACAGACACCACGUUCGCUGGCGUCCCGGUGAGAGUUUACGAGCCCCCGGCGGGCGGCGAGGGCCAUCUGAGGAGAGGCCUGAUGUAUCUCCACGGAGGCGGCUGGGCCUUUGGAAGUGGCAAAUUUGGGACCUAUGACUCCAUCAGCAGCAUGGUUUCUGAUGAGCUGAACUGCGUGGUGGUCAGUGUGGACUAUCGCCUGUAUCCAGAGGUCCACUUCCCAGAGCCCUUUCUGGACUGCUUAGCUGCUGCCAAACACUUCUUAUCUCCUGAAGUUCUGGCUCGGUACGCCAUCGACCCGGAGCGUGUGGCGGUUUCUGGAGACAGCGCUGGAGGAAACCUGGCUGCUGCGGUCGCUCAGGAGAUUUCCACGGACGACGGCGUGCCCGUGAAGUUCAGCGUCCAGGCUCUGAUCUACCCGGUGCUUCAGGCUCUGGAUUUCAACACUCCGUCUUAUGUGCAGAACCAGAACAUGGCCGUACUUCCUCGCCACACCAUGGUCAGGUUCUGGCUGCAGUACCUCAACGCGGACCUCUCCCUGCUGCCUCAGUUCAUAGCAAAUAACCACAGCAGCUCGCUCCACUCCGCCUUCACCACGGAGCUGAGGUCACGGCUGGACUGGACCGUCCUGCUUCCGCCGAAGUUCAAGAAGAACCACACGCCGCUCGUGGUGGAGAAGAAGGGAUCACCGGAGAUCCUGAAGAAGGUGCCGGGGCUUCUGGAUAGGCGGGCGGCGCCGCUCUUGGCCGAAGCCGCGGCAAUAGCCAAAUGCCCGCGUGCCUUCAUCAUGACGUGCGAGUACGACGUGCUGAGGGACGACGGGCUGAUGUACGCUCAGCGCUUACGGGACGCCGGCGUCACCGUCAGCGUGGAGCACCUGGAGGACGGCUUUCACGGCUGUUUCGGCUUCAUCGCCUGGCCGCUGGACUUUGAUGUGGGGAAGAGGGCGGUCCGCGCUUACGUCAGCUGGCUGCAGAGCAACCUGUGAGAGCUUUGAGCAAAGCUCUGCAGGAAACAGGAAGUGAAUGCACUAAACCCAACUCUGUAAAUAACGAGUUUUCCUUCCAAACUCAGGGUCCAAACGAGUCUGCGACCGUCUCAACUUUUAUACAGAAAUUUCUACUGUUAGGAAGAAAUUUGCAGCCUGACAGAAAGAUACAUCAACUACUAAAGAGAGGCUUUUUACAGACAAAACAUGCAGUCACUUCCUUUACCCUUAGAAAUAAAAGCAGUUAGCACUCUAAACAAAAAACUAUUGCUACAUUUUUCAUUAACAUUUUUAUAAAAAUUUUAAUUUCCAUUUGAUUCUGACUGAUCAGCUUCAUUUAAUCAUAAAUGUUUUAGCACUGAUUCACAAACUAAUCUCUGACAAGUUUGGAAAAAAAACUUUGUUGUGCCUGUUGACAAUCAAAUGAUUCAAUAUUUUCAGAAUAGAUCACAAGUUUUCAAGCAUGUAAUUAAUGAUUCAAUAAAAGUUUUUAAAAGUU
Oryzias latipes (Japanese medaka) is the source of this 1783-nucleotide messenger RNA. It is a transcript of the gene nceh1a, whose product is annotated as neutral cholesterol ester hydrolase 1a. Lineage: Eukaryota; Metazoa; Chordata; Actinopteri; Beloniformes; Adrianichthyidae. The record is from RefSeq and is a predicted model, not a curated record. Gene Ontology annotation, molecular function: carboxylic ester hydrolase activity. Gene Ontology annotation, cellular component: membrane.